Pseudoliparis swirei is the source of this 6055-nucleotide messenger RNA. It is a transcript of the gene mark4a, whose product is annotated as MAP/microtubule affinity-regulating kinase 4a. Gene Ontology annotation, cellular component: cytoplasm. Gene Ontology annotation, biological process: intracellular signal transduction; microtubule cytoskeleton organization; protein phosphorylation. NCBI's taxonomy places the organism in Eukaryota, Metazoa, Chordata, Actinopteri, Perciformes, Liparidae. The transcript is spliced from 16 exons. The record is from RefSeq and is a predicted model, not a curated record. Gene Ontology annotation, molecular function: tau-protein kinase activity; protein serine/threonine kinase activity; ATP binding. The coding region runs from base 159 to 2531 and encodes 790 amino acids.
ACCGCGGCUCGGCCGGCUGGAGAAGAGGCAGAUUGAUUCGGGGACGGCCGGGGUCGCGUCUGCGGAUGUUAUUGUGUCCGUUCGGAGCCCCGUGAAUAGCAUCCGCGCGAGCGCACCGCGAUUCUCACUCAGGGAAAGAGGGUAGAGAGUAAAACAACAUGUCCUCUCGGUCUGCAUUACCGUCUGGGAACGACAGGAGUACUGGAGACCAUCAUGUGGCGUUGGGGGCCAGCCGCUCCGACAAGGCCACCAGCCAGUCCAGCCGCUCGCUGGGCGCCCGCUGCAGGAACUCCAUCGCCUCCUGCUCCGACGAGCAGCCGCACAUCGGCAACUAUCGCCUGCUCAAGACCAUCGGCAAGGGAAACUUUGCCAAGGUCAAGCUGGCCCGCCACAUCCUGACGGGCAAGGAGGUUGCAAUAAAAAUCAUUGACAAAACUCAGUUGAACCCAACCAGCCUACAAAAGCUCUUUCGGGAGGUACGAAUAAUGAAAGGCUUGAAUCACCCAAACAUAGUGCAGCUGUUCGAGGUGAUUGAGACGGAUAAGACCCUGUACCUGAUCAUGGAGUACGCCAGUGGAGGUGAAGUGUUUGACUACCUCGUGUCUCAUGGGAGGAUGAAGGAGGUUGAAGCCAGAUCCAAAUUUCGACAGAUCGUCUCCGCUGUCCACUACUGCCACAUCAAGAACAUUGUCCACAGAGAUUUGAAGGCGGAGAACCUUCUGCUGGACGCCGACGCCAACAUCAAGAUCGCCGACUUUGGCUUCAGCAACGAGUUCACACUGGGCAACAAGCUGGACACGUUCUGCGGCUCGCCGCCCUACGCCGCCCCCGAGCUUUUCCAGGGCAAGAAGUAUGACGGGCCCGAGGUGGACGUCUGGAGUCUCGGAGUCAUCCUCUACACGCUGGUCAGCGGCUCGCUGCCCUUUGAUGGGCAGAACCUGAAGGAGCUGAGGGAGCGCGUGCUGAGGGGAAAGUACCGUGUGCCCUUCUACAUGUCCACAGACUGUGAGGGGAUCCUUCGCCGAUUCUUGGUGCUCAACCCCACCAAACGCUGCACCCUAGACGUGAGUACACACAAGCACAGGAGGCAACUUAGUGUUGCGGAAAAUUCAAACGCAACUGAAGCUUUUUCUGUUUUUCUGUUUCUACAGCAAGUCAUGAAGGACAAGUGGAUAAAUUCAGGGUACGAUGCGGAUGACCUGAAGCCCCACAUAGAACCUGUUGAAGACUUCAGUGAUCCGAUUCGCAUAGAGGUGAUGGUGGGGAUGGGCUACACUUCAGAGGAAAUCAAGGACUCUUUGCUCAAUCAGAAAUACAAUGAAGUCACCGCCACCUACUUACUACUGGGCCGGAAAGGCGAUGAGGCCAGUGAGGCUCGGACAGCUAGUAGCCUAUCCCUGGCGAGGGUACGGCCAAGCCCCAUCACCAACGGGACCAACAAGCACUCCUCAGCCACUGGCUCCUCUUCAUCCUCCACCGCCUCCUCACAUAGCAAGACCCAGCGCAGUGCCUCCACCUACCACAGGCAGCGACGACACAGCGACUUCUGCGGGCCCUCCAUACCCGUCAUGCACCCCAAACGGAGCCCCACUAGCACGGGUGAGCGCGAGCUGCGGGAGGGACGAAUGCCUUCACGUAAGACCAGUUGCAGCGUGAUGGGGAGCCACAGCCUCCCCCCCUCCAGCCCAAUGGUCAGCAGUGCCAACAACCCCAACAAGUCUGAGAUCCCAGACCGCCGCAAAGACAUGACCGCCACCACGAAUAACAUCCCUGGAAGCGCCAUGACACGCAGGAAUACAUACGUCUGCACUGACCGCACGGGCGCUGACAGACACUCUCUCCUGCAGAACGGCAAAGACAACAGCUCCCUGGGCCACCGCGUGCCGCAAGCAUCUCCCUCCACGCUCAGCAUCUCUGGCGCCGGAGCGGGCGCCUCUUCCUCGUCCUCGGACCGGUGCCGCCUGACCCGAGGCUCCACCAUCCGCAGCACCUUUCACGGGGGGCAGCUGAGGGACCGCGGCCCCCCGGUCUACUCAGCCCCGCCUACUUCCCCCACCUUGUCCCACCAUGAUGCCAGCCCCCUGCCCCACGCCCGCACCAGGGCAACCUCCAACCUCUUCUCCAAGCUGACCUCCAAACUCACUCGCAGGGUCACAAAUGAAUCUGAGGGAAUCAGGAGAUUUGCGGUCACAAGUUGCCAUCUACCUUGGUAUCAAAAAGCGUCCGAGCCCCGGGCCAUCGGACGUGGCUGGGAUCUGAGAGGCGGUGUGCGGCGGGACCCUGCGGAGGUGGUUCUGGCCCUGCGGGAGGCGGCACUCGGAUGUGGCUGCCAGGUCCGCCAUGCCGGCCCCUUUCUACUCUCCUGCACCCAUGGCGCGGCAGGGGGCCGCGUGGCUUUCGAGGCCGAGGUGUGCCACCUUUCCACGGGCACCUCCGAGACUUCUAACGGGGUGCGCUACACGCGUCUCUGGGGGACGCCGCUUGCUUUUCGGGAUGUUGCAACCCAAAUCUCCAAGGACCUUGAACUCUGAACUGAGGGGCGUGUUUGUGUACGAGUGCUUGUUGUUGUGUGAGUGAGUGUUGGAUGUGUGCGCGCAAAGGGAGGUGGGGGUUGAAAUAAUUGAAGAAAAAAAUAGCAGAGAAGGGACAAGGGGCUGGACCCGAGAGAAAAGACUCCUCCUUCUGUCUCUUUCAUGAAUACCCCCCCUACAAACACACACACACACACACACACACACACACAGACACAGAUUCACGCACACCUGACCCGUAAAGUCACACAAACUAAUGUAUUAGUUAUAUAACUUGAUAAUAUUUGACCAAAUCGAGUUAUAUAACUUUCCAAUCACCCCACCCCGCUCAGCCAACUUCUUCACUGAGCGACUGCACCCACUGGACCUGGAUCAGAUGGAAUCUAGUUGAAUAUUUGUUUUCGCUACUCUAGCCAUACUGACUUUAUUUUGUUAUUUAUUGCUCUGAUCACUUUCACCACGACAGAAAAACAUCAUCUCUUGUGUACAACAUGUCAUUAAUCAGCCAGUCUUUUUUGUAUUAUUUUGUAAUAUUCUUUUUAUAUGUCACCUUUUACGUACACCAUAUUUCCAACACACACCCCUCAGCCCCUUGCCGAUGAUUAUCUGCUGACUUUCCACCACCUGGGGACAAUGACACGCACAAACGGGAUUAUGGUCCCACUCAAUGAUCAGGCCUCAGAGGGUUGCGUUGCUCUGAUUCGUGUACGUAAGGCAGUGACGACCGCACUGGAUUAAGGUCAGUGGGGGCGGGGCUGACAGGCCUGUGAAACAGCCAAUCAGAGGCCGACCCUGGAAUAUAAAAGGCCGGUGACAUCUUCCGCUUCUCGAACUGAGUUGCCGCCUCUCAAUCACAUUAGUUUUCUCUGCAGGGGAAAAUGGAAACAUGUAGAUCUUACAUGAUUAUUGAGGAACGAUCUCCCGUUAGCACAAUUGUUAUACGUACAAGAAAAAACUUGGUGCAGUAACGCCGCGGAAUUAAAUCAACACAGCCGAUUUGGUCAAAUAUGAUCGAUUUAUCUCUUUUUCGUACCAUUGUUGUCAUGACAACUGCCUCUGUAAAAGAAUGAAUAGAGAGGCCUGCAAAGACCACACAUGCUGCUCUCUGGUUGGCUGGAUUCAUCGUUUGUCAGCGCUGGUCAUUGUCAGUACAACUUGUUCAAAGUCUUGGAUUUUCCCAACCUCCCACCCCGUUUCAUCCCUUUACCUUUUCUUCAAAAAGCAUCCCACUGAAGCAGAGACACACACUUGAGAAUACCUUUCAAACUAGAAGCCCUCAACAGUUAGGUGAGGUGAUUCAAGGUGGUGGCGCCAGAGCGACCAACGUGGUUUGUCGUGCAAACUUUGCCCCGUGAAUUCUCGCAGUCGUCCCACCGCAAAAAUACCAGCGAUGCUCUGGUUUCUUUUCCGGUGCAGUGCAAUUCUUUGGGUUCUCUUCUGUGCCAUGUGUCGUCAUCUCAGUAUGUCGAUGGGAAGCACCAAAAGGCCCAUCAGGCCGAGCACCGAAAACCUCUCAGUGACACGCAAUCCUUCACAUGCACUUCUACACGUGUUUGGGGGCUCAGUCUAUGGACUGGCCGUCCGAUGUCGGUGACUUUGUGGGCUGCGGGGAUCAUGGGGCCCCGGGGGCACGACGAAGGCAGUGUGCACAGUGUUUUCUUCUUGUUAGUCCAGUUGCCUUUAAAGCGAAAAACAACCCCCGGCGCCUUCAUACAGUGCAUAUUUAAUGUAAAAAAAAGAACAAUAGAAAAAAAGAAAAAAGAGAGAGACAGAAAAAAAACGAGAAAGCUUUCUAUUCUCCCUCCCUGUUUUUAGUGAAUAACGUACUGUGAUAUUUACGUAGGCUACAGAGAUCAUGUUGUUUGGCUGCUGGUUUACUGUUAAUAAUAUCUCUCAGUUGUGGCUUUGCUCAUGGUGACCCACCCCCAUUUCCUUGCCCACCCAUCAUAAUCCCCCCCAUUCACCCCGAACUCCCUACAUUUAACAGGGAUGCAAAACGAUCCCUGUCCACCACCUGCGCACAUACGACCGCCUCUUUUCUAAUGUCACGACGAGCGUUUGGCUUUCCUCAGCUCUUCGUUUGAGGCCCUGCUCUCUCGCGUGGGGCGACACUCAGCCACCGUCCACACUCUCUGACAUCUUCUCAGUCCUGUUUGGCGUGUACUGUUUCACGGAGCCCGUCGGGGGGGGAGACCUCCUCGGGGUGAGAAGCAGACACCAAAGUGGGCACAAGGAGUCUGUCCGUGUCCUCUCCUUGGACGUUUCUCAUUGUGGUGUAUAUUAGCAUUCGGUAAUAUAGACCUCAAUGCACUUUGCUUUGACUUGAAUCAGCUCCUUCCAGUGUACUUGUACAGGUAAUAUCCAGAACUAGCCACUGGAGGGCGCCAAUGUCUUAAAUGUGAAACACUUCAAUUUGUGGAUAUUUGCACAGGUACUUUAUUUAUUUUUUUGAGUAAUAUCAUUUUAAAAAACAGGAUUUAUAUCAGUCAGUUGAUGGCUGUAUAUAAAAUAUAUGAAUAUAGUAUAUAUAUUAGAGCUCAAGGUUUAUUUAUAGCUAGAGCAAGGGAAGUACUUCUAGUUUAAAGCAGAUUCUGUCAGUGACAAUGGGGAACAAAACCAACCUGCAAUCCUGCAUGACUUCAGAGUUUGGGUUUUAGGGGAAAAAAUUAAACAUGAUGCACACCUAGGAUUGGAAGCUUUGUGAAAUGCAGACACGAUUGUUUUUAGACAUGAAUUAAUACAAAGAAGCGGUGCUAAAUGUAGCGUCCGGUCCUUCCCCCCGUUUACAAAAAAAAAAACAGGGCGUGAAACAGUGACUUCACUCCAACUUGUUUGCUAAAGGAUAGUUUCAGACAUGCCAUGAAAUGUGCCACAAUGUACACAGUGUGUAAGAGAAAUGUUUAGUUGUAGUCCAGAAAGGACACUUACAUUGGGAAUCAACUGGGCGGCUUGGUUCUACUUUAACUUGAAUUUACAAUAAGCCCCGAACGUGUCAAAAGCCCUGGGUUGCAUUCAAGCCAUAGAAAUGUCACAUCACUGUCUCCUGAUGGCAAACACAGAUCAGAUUAUUUGCGAAGCCUUUCGGAGGCAAUCAUUGAGGUGAAACGGGCGAAAAAAGCAAAUAACUUAGUGUAAAACAACUCACUCUUAGUAUAAGGUGGAUGAACAUUUUCUUGAGGUGAAAUCUACUGUGAAAAAAUCUUGAAAAGAUUUGGUUGACAUGCUUGUUGAGUAAUCGUGUGUACCUACUCAGAGACUGGUCUGCUUUCAGAUGUUACAGUAUUAGAACGCCCGGCGGCUCAGUAUUUAACAUACACUGUCAUUUCCAAACAGAUGUUUGGAAACAGCUGGAUGUUAUAUGCAAAAGAGAUUGAAGAACACACACAGUUUGACCUGUAUGAGUAAUUUUACACUGCUCUACUGUUUGAUUCCUCCCCUCAGAAACAAACUGUAAAUUGAGAUUCAGUGGUUGUGGUUUAUAAGGAGAACACGGAGCUGAAGAUUAAUAAAAUUCACUGAUGUUG